Molecule: messenger RNA, 2847 nt
Organism: Haliotis rufescens (red abalone)
Lineage: Eukaryota; Metazoa; Mollusca; Gastropoda; Lepetellida; Haliotidae
Product: interferon-induced protein 44-like
Exons: 7
Coding region: 157-1524 (455 amino acids)
Source: RefSeq, a predicted model, not a curated record
CCGUAAUCGUCAUUUUUCCAAGAAACCACGUGAUAGGAAAUCCCGACACCAAGCACACAGCGAGGCAAGUUCGAGACGAACAGUUGGGCAGGUGGUGUAAUAUUUAGUGGCCGUGUCAGAGAGUGUGCAUAAAGCAGUGGAAUUAUUGUAACGAUCAUGGAGCAAACUCUGAAGAAGAAGGAUCAGAAACAACUUAACAAAUGGCUAAACGGAAUGAAAGCCUUUGAACUCCUGUACAAGGCCUCCCGUGAUGGUUGCUCCAACACCGUCUUCCACCAGAAGUGCGACAACAAGGGGCCGACAGUCACAGUCUUCUACAACACGUCUGACUGUGUGUUUGGAGGGUACACCUCAGUCAGUUGGGACUCCACUAAUACCUACAAGGUCGACCCCACAGCAUUCCUAUUUCGUUUGUAUUUCAAAGGUUCGAACAGCCCUAAGAAAUACCCAACCACAAAUGGUACCAAUGCAAUUUACGGACACGCCAACGGUGGCCCCACCUUCGGCGCUGGUCAUGACAUUCAUAGUUUCAACGGGACUGUUGCCUUGAGUGGUAGAUCCUUCCCGCUCAAUGGUUCUAUGGCUCCUGGGACAACCUACGUCAUGACGGGCGACAAUGCCGCAACACUUGCAUGUUCCAGUCUCAACUGCUAUGAUGUGGAAGUCUACAGUGUGAAAGAUGGAAGCGUUCUCAAUGAGGACCCAUGGAGACCAGUGACAGAUUCCAAUCCAAAGGUUCUGAAAUCUGAGAUCGAAACAUAUUCCCCCAUCGAUGGGGUGAAGGUAGGACGAGUUAACAUUCUACUGGUGGGGGCGGUAGGAGCCGGUAAAUCAAGCUACUUCAAUACCAUGAACUCAAUCUUCAGAGGUCACGUGACCAGUCAAGCCUGCAGCGGAAGCGCAGAACACAGCCUUACGACGAAUUAUCGGAAGUACAAAGUCCGAUCCUGCGAGACGGGCAAACCCCUGAAGUUCCGACUGUGUGACACCCGAGGCUUGGAGGAAGCACAAGGCCUGGACGCUUCUGAUGUUGUAGCCAUCUUGGAUGGACACCUUCCUGACAAAUAUAUGUUCAACCCAGCUGUGUCUAUUUCACCCGACACUCCAGGAUACAAGAAGUCCCCAGCCACAGAGGACAAGAUACACUGUGUAGCAUUCGUCAUGGAUGGCUGUUCUGUGGAUGUGUUCCCUGACAAGAUUCUGCAGAAUAUUAAAGCUAUACAACAGAAAGCCAACCAGAGAGGUAUACCACAAGUGAUCAUCUUGACCAAGGUGGACAAGGCCUGUCCGUAUGUUGAAGAGGAUCCGGGUACACUGUUCUACAGCUCUGCAGUGAGCGAACUGGUGGAGCAGGUGUCCCAACUCAUUGGGCUGCCCCGUGCCCAUGUUCUGCCUGUGAAGAACUACGAGAAGGAAAUGGAAUUGGUGGAAGACGUGGACGUUCCUGCUCUGAUCAGCCUUCGGCAGAUGCUGAGGUUUGCUGAUGACUAUCUCUACAACUUCCUGGAUGAGGAAGAAGAUUAGAGCUUGAAUCAUAUAAACGUUGGUUUCCAUGUUCCGUCAUUUGUUGCCCUUUGUAUUUCAAGGUUUAAACACAGGUACUUUCUGUUUGACUGGUGAAGACUGUCGUUUUCAGCAUAGAUUUUUCAGAACACAUUAAUAAGAUAUUACAUCCUUGAUGAGGAGAAGGUGAUUAAUAAAUAUGUGUAAUUAUUUAACUCCAUUUAGUUCCCAUGUACCGUUUCUAAUCGACAAAAUGAAUAAUUCCUUACAUUCACAAACGAAGGAGAGACUAUGCUCCAUAGUCAGGUGAACAUAUCCUCCCCACAUACGCACGUAUACAUAUUUGUUUAAAAUUGCAAGGCCAGCCUCCUGGCCCCAGACCUAUCUUCUUGAAGCGGCACUGCAUUGGCAGGACAGCGAUUACAUAUAGUUUAGAUGUUGGAUUAGAACAAAUGUUCAAUGUAAUCAAUACACAGUCUUUUCAUGAUGGACUUCUCUGAGUUUCCACAGAUUCUGGAACCAAGUAUUUAUAAAGCGGCGACUGCUUUAUGUACGCACAUCUACUGUUUGAAUAUGUUUUAGGAUAGAGAUGUUACACUGUUUCAGCUGUAUUUAGUCACAGUGUCUGUAUGAUGGUAUAACGUGAUAUGACAAGUUGAAAUAUCAGCUUUAUAUUUUAUAAUAUUCAAAUAUGUAUACUGGACCUAGUCAGUUCUAUAUUUUCAAACAUUUGAUGACAUGGGCGCUUUGGUUACAGUUGCUGGGAUUCAAGAUAUAUACUCCCGAUUUGAUGUUUUUGCUAAAACAUUAUAGGGUCGAUAAUUUCCAUGCACGUAUUAUUAACUUACAUUCUAUUUUAUAGACAGUUUUACAUUGCAUUAUUUUUUGCUUAGUAAGACCCUGUUAGCAUGACUGGGUAUUUGGUUAUGAAUGAUAUGUUUGAUUAGAUGUAGAUUCACUAACGAACAAUCAGCACAAACCUAAAUGAUCUCUCUUAUCAACAGCAGAUAUCUCAAACGUAAUAGAUAGGUCAUUAUUGGGUCACUUACAUGUAACGAGUAAAGAAUCUUGGAACAGCGACGAUGUUUUGUGCUGAAAACAAUCGUGAUGUUAAGUUGUAUGACAAAAGUCUACAAACAUGACAUGUUAGCUCUUUCUAGACAGCAAAAGAGAACUCCGAUAAAGAAGGAUAGAGAGAGACACAUCUUCCAGACGCAAGAUAGUUAACUGACUAUAAAAGUCCAGUUUUCACCCUUGCCGAACUAGGCUGGAAUUACGGAGUUACAUUGUGGCUGGACUAACGAGUCAAUGCAUAGUCCAAUCAAAAUCGCAAACCGAAAUCUA